Messenger RNA from Racocetra persica, 2033 nucleotides. The record is from the annotation of a GenBank genome assembly. Lineage: Eukaryota; Fungi; Glomeromycota; Glomeromycetes; Diversisporales; Gigasporaceae.
CUCUUCGGAUUCAACAGUUACAAAUGAAAAUUGAUGUAUUGGAAGGAGAAAAUGCACGCUUGAAACUUGAUGACAGGAAACUUCAAACUCAAGCCGAAAAAGCAUUAAACGAAAAGAUAGUAGAAUUGACAAAAAAGCUUCAAGAUUCUUCAAAGGGACGACCAGGCACUUCUCUUUCUCAGAUCGCAGAUGAUGAUUUUAUGAGCGAUAAAAUUUUGCAGUUGACUGAACUAGUUGAACAGAAAGACGAACAGAUUAAAUCACUUGAAGAAUCGCUUAACAAGGUGACUAAACAAUCAAAUGAGUAUCAAAUAAAGAUUGCCGAGCUGGAAAAAAUUAACACGGAACGUGCAGACAAGAUAGAACAGCUUGCAAGCCUUGGAACUCAAAAUUCGCAAACAGAGUCUUCUGAUAGAGUUGCUCAGCUGGAGAAGGUUAUUCAAGAAAAAUCCACUGAAAUUGUUCAAUUAACGGGAAAUGUUGAAAGUAUUCAAAUUGAAUCAGAUGGCAAAAUGCGUGCACUUCAAGAGACCAUUAACGAGUUAAAAUCUGCAGGUCAGGAGACAAUCAACAUUUAUGAAUUAAGAGUUUCAUCGCUCGAGCAACAAGUUGAAGACUUAAAAAAAGCAGGUGUAGAAACAAUAUCAUUAUAUGAGGAGGCAACAAAUAGAAUUUCAGAACGUGAAGCUAAAAUUAAUUUGUUGGAAAAAGAGGCCGAAGAAUUACGAUCUGCUGGUGUGGAAGCUAUUGAUGUGUACGAGAAAACAAUCGAGGAGACUAAAAGAGAGAUGGAAAAUACAAAAAAUCAAUUGAUUAGGAAAGAGGAAGCACUCAGCGCUGCUAACAAAGAAAUAGAGAGGCUUAGAUUGUUGCAAAAAGAGUUGACAGAAUCAAAGACAAAGAGGGAAGAGGGUCUUAGAAACGAAUUGGCUGAUUUACAAACUGGUUUGGAACAUAUGAUGCGUGCGGAUGCAAAGUCCCGUGAGCGCAUUUAUCAAUUAGAGGACGAAGUGCGAGACUCACAAGCUCUUGUUAGUAGGCAACAAGAGGAAAUUUCGGCUCUCAAAAAUAAUAUGCAAAAUCUUAUGGCUGCUAAUACAGACGAAGAAAUUGAAAAGGUUAAAGAAGUCUUUGAGAGCGACAUUAAAAGGCUUCAAUAUGAAUUGGGAGAAGUGAGAAAAUUAUUAUCUGAUACGCAAUCCGAAAAGCGUGCACUUGUUGGAGAAUUGGAUGUUAUUAAAGAUGAAAAAAAAUUGGUAGAGAAAAAAUUGCAAGAUAACGAGAAAGAGAGGCAGGAUAUUAUCACUGAAAUGGAUGUGUUAAAAGGUAACAUGCUGCAGAAUGAAAAUGAACGUACACAGUUAGUUACAGACAUAGAAGAAUACAAAGUAAACAUCGCUAGAGUUGAGGAGCAAAAGAUAAACAUUAUUAAAGAUGCGGAAGCUGAAAAAUCGGCAUUGAUGGAAUCACUUGAAAAUUUGAGAAAAGAAUUAAUCGAAGUACGUGAAAAUGCCCAAAAGGAUCUAGAAGAUAAAGAAAAUCAUGCGGGUCAACUAAAAUCCGAGCUUGAUAUCAAGACUGCAGAGUUAGAGCAAUUGAAAAAAGAUGCAGAAAAUUUAAAGGUUGUUGAAGACCUAUCUGUGUCAUCUCAAGAUUCUGUAAAAUUUAAAACAGAAAACGAGCAAUUGAAGAAAAAAAUUAAAGAUUUGGCCAUAUCUACAAAAACAACAGAAGAUAUGACGCAAAAAAUUAAAGAAUUUGAAGAAAAAGUUACAGCGUAUGAAGAACAAAUUACCGGACUCAAACAUAUUGUACAAGAGUUGACUCGUGAAAAUGUUUCUAUCACCAGUGAUAAUAAAAAAAUUUUAGCCGAGCAAGAAAAAUUAAUGGAAGCUCAUCGACAAGUGGAAAAUGAAUGUUUGAAAUUAAUGGACGAAUUGGAGAGACUACAUAGUGAAUCGCUUGGUGGUCAGGGCAUCUUAUCAUUGUCUCCACCUGUCGAAGAUUCGUAUCAAGCUAAUGGAGUUAGUUCU